AUGCUGUCGCUCACGAACCUCCUGGCACUGUCUCCAAUUCUGGCAAACAUCGCCACUGCUCUCCCAUGGGUAGGAACAACAGCGGAUCUACAUGCUCGGGCGGAGACCAACAUCCUUGCGCCUCCACGAGUUGGAGUGUACAUGUGUGUUGAUGCAGACUGGAAAGGCCACUGCGAGCAUUUGCUCAACGCACCUGGUCUUUGCAUCGACCUCCCGCAAGAAUUGGCAGGUCAAGUCAGUGCCGUAGGACCGGAUAAGCAGAAAGAGACCUUUGCUUCAGGUUGUACGCUGUUCAAAGACAUCGGCUGCAAGGGCGAGUACAUGGCGGACAUUGCGUACCCUGGCCUCAAGAACCUUGCUCAAGCGCCUCUCGCGGGCGCGUACAACGACUUCUUCAAGAGCUACAUCUGCUACUGA
Molecule: messenger RNA, 417 nt
Organism: Zasmidium cellare ATCC 36951
Lineage: Eukaryota; Fungi; Ascomycota; Dothideomycetes; Mycosphaerellales; Mycosphaerellaceae
Exons: 3
Coding region: 1-417 (138 amino acids)
Source: RefSeq, a predicted model, not a curated record